This is a messenger RNA of Rhizophagus irregularis DAOM 181602=DAOM 197198, 459 nucleotides long. RefSeq lists its product as uncharacterized. NCBI's taxonomy places the organism in Eukaryota, Fungi, Glomeromycota, Glomeromycetes, Glomerales, Glomeraceae. The record is from RefSeq and is a predicted model, not a curated record.
AUGUUAUUUGAAAUUAAAGAACCUGGACCAGGCUUCGAUUAUUUCCUAAAUACUUCAUGCAACGACUGGGACGUGGUUCAGUACCACGCAUUUUGGAAAAAAAGUAACUUCGGUUUAAAUAAAGCAAGCAUAAUGAGAAGAUUUAACACACAGUUGCAGAAGAUAAAAGAACAAAGCACAGAAGAAGAGAAGAAUAAUGCAAUACGUCUCAAAAAACAAUUUCAGUCAAAUUGCUACAACGAUUCUGAUGUAGGCCAUGGGAAUGACAAUAAUCCCUUUAUAGCACAAACAGGAGGGGUUCAACGAAAUAUAAGGUGCCUAUCGUCGAUUAUGUAUUGCAAUGAACUUAAACCAGAAUAUGUUAAAUAUUCUGAAAAGAUAUGGAAAGAGGCUCAUCUAGGGCUCCGAUCAGUUCAGUUCGGUUCGGUUUUUACAAAAACCGAAACCAAAUCGAAAUAA